CUCGUUGUCCAUUUUCACAGCAUCAAUCUAUAUCAACCCAUUCCCCUAUUCCUUGGAGCUAGUUCAUGGAUAUGUAUUUCCCAGAGCAUACUCCAACACCCCUCCCGCAGAUUGAACAGAUCUACGAUACCGUCAACAAACGCUUCGACUCUGGAGUUACCUGUUCUCUCGCGUACAGGCUUUUCAACCUCAAGCAACUAGCUUAUCUUAUUAAAGAUAAUGAAGCGCUUAUUCAGGCAGCAGUUGAGAAUGAUCAAGGCAAAGGACCUUUUGACGUGACUAUUGGAGAGUUGUGGCCGGCGUUGAAUGAGAUUGAUCUUGCAGUUAAGAAUGUGGAGAAUUGGAUGAAGGAUGAGAGCCGCACUGCUGACGCAAUUCUAUCUAUGAAGGCGAUGCCUUCGCGGGUGAAAAAGCAGCCCAAAGGGGUUGCCUUGAUCAUCAGUACAUGGAACUACCCAUGGCAACUAUCUCUUUGCCCACUCGUAGGAGCCAUCUCAGCCGGCUGCCCUGCUAUUCUCAAACUUUCCGAACACUCACCCACGUCAUCUGCCCUUCUAGCCGAUCUUCUACCAAAGUACCUCGACCCGGAGGGGUAUGUCGCGGUCCUUGGAGAAGUGGAGCAGUCACAGGCAUUACUGGUAAAACCCUGGGGACAUAUUCUUUACACAGGUUCAUCUGGAGUGGGCAAGAUUGUCGCUGGAGCCGCUGCCAAGACGCUCACCCCUACCACUCUCGAACUUGGUGGCAAGAGUCCAGUAAUCGUCGCGUCAGAUGCCAACUUCAAGAUUGCAGCUAGAAGAUUGUUCAGCAUCAAGCAGAUGACCGGUGGCCAAAUAUGCGUUGCCCCUGAUUAUGUUCUUUGCGUCAAGGACAAGGUUGACGAAUUUAUCUCCGUUUGCAAGUCCACACUUGAUGAGCUCUUCCCUCCCUUACCUUCCUCUAAAUCACUACUCAGCUCCCCAUCCGGCUCCUCGUUUCUUCGUUCCCCCGCCGAUUUCUCUCGGCAACUAUCAUACAUCGAAAAAGCUGAAAUGGAGGGUAAGCUCGUGUAUAAAGGGGAGAUGGAUGAGAAAACAAGGAGGAUGGGAAUAUCCCUUAUCAGACUAAACGAGAAUGGGGAACGGGAGGAGGGAGGCGUGAUGGUGGACGAGAUUUUUGGUCCUGUUCUGGCUAUCAUUCCUGUUGAAGAUAUUGACGGGGCUAUUGCGUAUGUGAACGCGCGUCCUAAGCCCCUUGCUUUAUACGUCUGUGCCGGCAAACGAUCUAUCUUCGAAAAAGUUAUUUCGCAGACGACGAGUGGUUCUGCGACUUGGAAUGACUUUGCUAUGGCCACUUUUGCCCGUAACCUUCCAUUUGGAGGGGUGGGCGCGAGUGGAUGGGGUUCAUACCAUGGGAAAGACGGCUUUAACGCAUUCACGCAUCACAAAGCCGUACUUGAGAUCCCAUACCUAUUCGAACCUCUCAUAUCCCUCCGUUAUCCCCCCAUUUCCUCCUUAGCCAAGAAGAUAUUGCCGUUCCUCAUGUUUGCCGGUAUCAAAUUUUCCCGACCGAAGUCCAUUGAGCAUGAAGAAGAGUCGCUGAGAAGGAGGAAAUGGAGGUGGAGGGUGAUUGUGUUGGGAUUUUUGAUGGGUGCGUUGGUUGGAGGAAAGCGAUUGCUGGGAAAUGGUCAAUAGCGCUGUUGGGGCUGCCCUUUCCAGCUUUGCGACCUGAUACGAGGGGGCAAGGGUUAGCGUUGUUAUUGUUGUUGAGUGAGAAAGGGAUUCCGCCGGAAAAUAGCUGAGUUGGGUAACGUAAAAAUGUACUGAUUCCGGAUUUAUAACCCUCG
Molecule: messenger RNA, 1825 nt
Organism: Cryptococcus deneoformans JEC21
Lineage: Eukaryota; Fungi; Basidiomycota; Tremellomycetes; Tremellales; Cryptococcaceae
Exons: 14
Coding region: 66-1673 (535 amino acids)
Biological process (GO): aldehyde metabolic process
Cellular component (GO): cytoplasm
Molecular function (GO): aldehyde dehydrogenase (NAD+) activity
Source: RefSeq, a predicted model, not a curated record